Molecule: messenger RNA, 776 nt
Organism: Chrysemys picta bellii (western painted turtle)
Lineage: Eukaryota; Metazoa; Chordata; Testudines; Emydidae
Source: RefSeq, a predicted model, not a curated record
UCGGGGCUGUCUCGGCUGCUCUCUCCCUAGGGGACGAGGACAAGGGCGAGAAGGGGCUGGGGGCUGUGCCCGGCCGCCAGGCUGCGUUCCGGGAAGGCCUGGCCCUGGCCGUGAAGUACGCAAAGGCCCUGGGUUGCCCGAGGAUCCAUCUCAUGGCCGGGCGGGUCCCUGUGGGCACCGAGCGGGCAGCGAUGGCUCUGGAGAUGGAAACCACCUUUGUUGAGAACCUCAGAUAUGCUGCUGACAUCCUGGCCCAGGAGGACAUGACGGGGCUGCUGGAGCCUAUGAACAGCCGCAUCACCGACCCCCGCUACUUCCUGACCACCCCUCACCAAGCUGCAGCCAUUCUGGAGAAGGUGGGGAGGCCCAACCUCCGCCUGCAGCUGGACAUUUUCCACUGCCAGAUCAUGGAUGGGAACCUGACACAGAACCUGAAGACAUACUUCCCGCUCAUUGGUCACAUCCAGGUCGGGCAGGUGCCCGGUCGGCACGAACCUGACAGCCCAGGCGAGGUGAACUUCCCCUAUCUCUUCCAGCUGCUGGAGUCGCUCGGCUACGAGGGUUACGUGGGCUGCGAAUACACCCCGCAAGGAGACACGCUGGAAGGACUGGGCUGGUUGCACGCGUACUGGGAGAGCCGAGGCCGGCAGCAGCGCCGGUGCUAGCCCAGCGGGGGCCCUACGCAGGAAUAUUUGUAACCCUCCCCUUACUAAAACAGACAAGGUCUUUAAUAAAAAGCCAAUAGGGGCCUUCCAGCCACUCAGGGCCCCAAGCAA